AUGGGGAACUGGUUUGUGAAUGAGGGACUCUCCAUCUUUGUCAUUCUGGUAUGGCUAGGAAUAAAUGUCUACCUCUUUGUCCAGUUCUACCUGAUAUAUGAUGUUCCAGAUAAGUUCUUUUACACUCGAAAACUUCUUGGGUCUGCACUGGCAUUGGCCAGGGCCCCUGCAGCCUGCCUGAAUUUCAACUGCCUGUUGAUUCUGCUGCCGGUCUGUCGAAAUCUGCUCUCCUUCCUCAGGGGCUCCAGUGCGUGCUGCUCAACAAGAAUUCGAAGACAAUUAGACAGGAACCUCACCUUUCAUAAAAUGGUGGCCUGGAUGAUUGCACUUCACACUGCUAUUCACACCAUUGCCCACCUGUUUAAUGUGGAGUGGUGUGUGAAUGCCCGUGUCAACAAUUCUGAUCCUUAUUCAAUAGCACUCUCUGACAUUGGAGAUAAAAGUAAUGAAACUUAUCUCAAUUUUGCUCGAGCGAGAAUCAAGAACCCUGAAGGAGGUCUGUACGUGGCUGUGACUCGGUUAGCAGGCAUCACUGGAAUUGUCAUCACACUUUGCCUGAUAUUAAUAAUCACCUCCUCUACCAAAACCAUCCGAAGAUCUUACUUUGAAGUGUUUUGGUACACACACCAUCUCUUUGUGAUCUUCUUCAUUGGUCUCGCCAUUCAUGGAGCUGAACGAAUUGUUCGUGGACAAACUGAGGACAGUUUGAAGAAACAUAAUCCCCAAAAUUGUUUUCAAAAUAUCUCAGACUGGGGGAAAAUUAAGGACUGCCCUGUUCCCCAAUUCUCUGGGAACCCUCCUAUGACUUGGAAGUGGAUAGUGGGUCCCAUGUUCCUCUAUCUCUGUGAGAGGUUGGUCCGGUUUUGGAGAUCUCAACAGAAGGUUGUCAUCACCAAGGUGGUCACUCACCCUUUCAAAACCAUCGAGCUGCAGAUGAAGAAGAAGGGAUUCAAGAUGGAGGUGGGGCAAUACAUUUUUGUCAAGUGUCCCAAGGUAUCCAGGCUGGAGUGGCAUCCCUUUACACUGACAUCUGCUCCUGAGGAAGACUUCUUUAGCAUACAUAUCCGCAUCGUUGGGGACUGGACAGAGGGGCUGUUCAAGGCUUGUGGGUGUGAUAAGCAGGAAUUCCAAGAUGCCUGGAAACUACCUAAGAUAGCGGUCGAUGGACCUUUUGGCACAGCCAGUGAAGAUGUGUUCAGCUACGAGGUGGUGAUGUUAGUGGGAGCAGGGAUUGGGGUCACACCCUUCGCAUCUGUUCUCAAGUCAGUCUGGUACAAAUAUUGUGAUAACGCCACCAAUCUGAAGCUCAAAAAGAUCUACUUCUACUGGCUGUGUCGGGACACACAUGCCUUUGAGUGGUUUGCAGACCUGCUGCAGCUACUGGAGACUCAGAUGCAGGAAAGGAACAAUGCAGGCUUCCUCAGCUACAACAUCUACCUUACUGGCUGGGAUGAAUCUCAGGCCAACCACUUUGCCGUGCACCAUGACGAGGAGAAAGAUGUGAUCACUGGCCUGAAACAAAAGACUUUGUAUGGCCGUCCCAACUGGGAUAAUGAGUUCAAGACAAUUGCGAAUCAGCACCCAAAUACCAGAAUAGGAGUGUUCCUCUGUGGACCUGAAGCCUUGGCUGAAACCCUCAGUAAACAGAGCAUCUCCAACUCUGAGUCUGGCCCUCGAGGAGUGCAUUUCAUUUUCAACAAGGAAAACUUCUAA
Molecule: messenger RNA, 1713 nt
Organism: Chrysochloris asiatica (Cape golden mole)
Lineage: Eukaryota; Metazoa; Chordata; Mammalia; Afrosoricida; Chrysochloridae
Gene: CYBB
Product: cytochrome b-245 heavy chain-like
Exons: 13
Coding region: 1-1713 (570 amino acids)
Biological process (GO): superoxide anion generation; defense response
Cellular component (GO): plasma membrane; NADPH oxidase complex
Molecular function (GO): superoxide-generating NAD(P)H oxidase activity
Source: RefSeq, a predicted model, not a curated record